UUUUAUUAUUUAAUAUAAUAGUAGAUACAAUUUCCAAAGUAAGUGUUCCACUUGCACGUGCUCCUUGGAGUCCCCCCUCCGUUCCAUCUCCCUCCCUCUCUAGUCUUUACUAUACCGUCUAUAGCCCCCUUUCACUCUUUCACAUCAUUUCUUCUUCUUCUUCUUCUUCUUUUCUGCCUAUAUCUAUCUAUCUAUGAUCCACCACAUGGAAGAAGAAGAAGCACCAAAUAAUCCCAAAACAGUCAAACUUGUUCCUGACUGCGGAAUAAUGCAACAAUGCCCUCACCACCACAACCACGCCGGCGGUAUCUGUGCUUUCUGCCUCCAAGACAAGCUUGGCAAGCUUCUCUCUUCUUCUUUCCCCGCUCCCAUUCAACCCUCUUCUCCUCCUUCUUCUUCUUCUCCUUCUCCUUCUUCUCCCCCUCCUCCUCCUUCUUUUAGAUCCAACAACACUCCUCCUCCUUCUUCUUCUUCUUCCCUCCCUACCAAGAAAACCGAUCACUACACGCGCUCCCGCCUCCCUUUUCUUCUCGCAAACAAGACUUGUGCUAAGAAGAAACAACACUCCUCCUCCUCUUCUUCUACUUCUGCUCCUGCUGAUGUCGUUUUGAAGCGCAGCAAGUCCACUGCAACUCCAAGGAGGGACACCAAGUUCUUCAACAACCAUGAUAUACUCAUUCAAGACUUCACUCCCACAAAGAGAAACGGUUUCUGGUCCUUCCUCUAUCUCUCUUCAUCUUCUUCUUCCUCUUCCUCCAAGAAGCUUCAUGCCAACAACAAUGGCGCCACCCCAAGGGUCUCCGCAAGCAUUUCCUCAGCUUCGGGCUUGACCAUCACCAAGCCUACCACUACCACGGUUGCCGGCGGUUUGCAAGAAAGUAGCGACGGUUACGUUUCUGUUUGUUCUUCGUUUGAGCGAAAGGUUUCAAGAUCCAGAUCUGUUGGCUGUGGUAGCAGCAGAAGCUUCUCCGGUGACUUCUUUGACAGAAUCUCAAACGGCUUCGGUGAUUGCACUCUCAGAAGAGUCGAAUCUCAGCGUGAAGGAAACCAUAACAAGCAUCACCACCAUAAUCAGCAGUGCAUGAAGGAGAGAGUCAAGUGUGGAGGAAUAUUCGGUGGCUUCAUGAUGAUGCCUAACACUUCUUCUUCUUAUUGGGUUUCUUCCGAUCAUGGAAGGGUUCGAAGUUGGAGUAGUUGGGCAUUUGCUAGUCCCAUGAGAGCUUUUACCAGCAGCAACAAAGCUUCUUCUAAGAACAAGAAUGAUAGAAAGAACAAUAACAAUGCAUCAUCAUCAUCACCAAACUUAUCUGCUAUUCCUUCAUUGCUCACUGUUUCAACCUGAAUCACAAGUAUACACAAUACUAAUAACAUUAUUAUGCCCUGUUAAUUACUCUCUAGUAUUGUGUUUAUUAUUAUUAUUAUUACUGCAACAAUACCCUUUUUAGUUUUAGCUUUACUUUUAAUUUUCCUGCCACAGUUUUUUUUUUUUUGGACAGUUGUUUAUUUAUAUAGAUAUAUUCAGGUGGUUGGAUUUGGAUUAUGAUUCAUCAUUUCAGGUACGGAGUACUCUACUCUCUCCCAUUGCCAUUCAUUUAUGACACUAUUUGGAGAGAGAUAGAAAGAGAAGGAACUUUAUUAUCUCAAUGCAUUGUUCAGUUCAAUUUCGCUGUGUCAUCAUAGUCUGCUUCUUUUGGUUGUAUUCUUUGUAGCUUUUUCAUCUUGUAAUUUCAGUACUCACAGUAUGAUGCUAUGGUGUAAGAUAAUGAUGUAAUUUUUAAGUUAUUAUUGUAGACUAUACUCUGUUCACAUUUUCACAUGCAUACACAUGUUUGGUUUGGUUGAUGCAAACAAAACCAAGUAGGGGGAAUCACACUAGCUAAGCCAUGUUAUUAUGUGUCUAUGCUAUGUAAAUUCAAUUUAAUCAAUCAUUAAGCUUAUUCA
Messenger RNA from Arachis stenosperma, 1941 nucleotides. Its product is annotated as cell wall protein RBR3-like. The record is from RefSeq and is a predicted model, not a curated record. Lineage: Eukaryota; Viridiplantae; Streptophyta; Magnoliopsida; Fabales; Fabaceae. Bases 194 to 1342 code for a protein of 382 amino acids. The transcript has a single exon.